AUGAGUGAACGAAAAAGGCUUUCAAAUGGGAAUAACUCUAAACGUCAUGAUGAUGAUGAUACGGAAGAGAGUGAAGAUGAAAUGCCUUCAUUAAUUGAUUCAGAUAAAACUUCGGAAGAGGAUGAAGAUGAAUUGCCUCCACUGGUAGAGUCUGAUGAUGAUGAAUUGCCACCCUUGGUAGAUUCUGAAGCCUCCGAUAGUGAUGAUGAUCUUCCAGUAUUGAUCGAUGAUGAAGACGAUUCUGACUAUUCUGAUGAUGAAAAUUGGGAGACUGAUUCUGAUGAUGAUGAUGAUGAAGUCUGUGCAGAACAUUAUUUAGGAGAUGAUGGAAUUGUUUAUGAUCGAGAAACACAUGAGGAGGCUUUACCUCCUCUUGUCUCACCUACAUCCUCGGAAGAUGACGAAGACUCUGAUGAGGAUGAGGAGUCUGAAUCAAGUUCUUCAUCCGAUGAUGCUAAUUUUCCACUUUUCAUGCCAUCAAGCCGAUCGGCCAGUAGAGUAAAUCAGAGAAGUACUAUUAAUGGAAUUAGCAGAAAUAUGAUUAAUAAUAAUAGACAGAGAAUAAGGGCAACAAGAAAUCCUCCUUUUGUGUUACCUGGACUGCCUCCUCAAUUUUCUCAUUUUCCUAUUUCUGAUGAAGAGGAUUUGGAUGUGGAUGAAGAUUCUGAUGAGGAUUCUGAUGAUGAUAACCCAUUUAGAAGCCCACAAAUUAGAGAUACACAGGGAAUUUCACAUAAUUCCACACGAUCAGGAACACACAACAAGUAUUGGACUCAAAUUUCAACACGUGAAAAAUCAAAAUUGGAUGCACUCUACAAGAAUGCUGAGGAUUCAUUCAAGUUUACUACAUCACCAGCCUCUUCUUCGACUGAGUCUCCAAUAAUUUCCAUUCCAAUAGGAAAUGAACUUCAAUUAUCUAUUCACAAUAUGGAAGAAUUUUUGGAUGGUAUUAUUCAAAUCAUUACUUCACACUCUCUGCAUGCAAUGGAGGUUUCUUCCCUGUUCGAAUAUUCGAGAAUGGCUCAGAAACAAGUCGUUCAAAAUAGAAACAUUCUUCUUUUGCUGGCUCUCAUGUUGGCAAUUAAAAUUAAGUAUUUGAAGGAUUAA
This is a messenger RNA of Naegleria gruberi, 1107 nucleotides long. RefSeq lists its product as uncharacterized. The transcript has a single exon. NCBI's taxonomy places the organism in Eukaryota, Heterolobosea, Eutetramitea, Acrasida, Naegleriidae. The record is from RefSeq and is a predicted model, not a curated record. The coding region runs from base 1 to 1107 and encodes 368 amino acids.